Messenger RNA from Tetrahymena thermophila SB210, 165 nucleotides. RefSeq lists its product as hypothetical. The transcript is spliced from 2 exons. The record is from RefSeq and is a predicted model, not a curated record. NCBI's taxonomy places the organism in Eukaryota, Ciliophora, Oligohymenophorea, Hymenostomatida, Tetrahymenidae.
AUGAAAAAGCUAGCUUAAGGUUUUAUUAGUGUUAUGCAAUCUUUUUAUAAUACAAUAUUUUAAUUUUCAGCUUCAACUAAAUUUUAAUUUUCAACAAAAAUCAGGCAUAGAAAAUUUAGAAAAAUAAGUAGAGGGAUAUUUGGCUUAAGACAGCAAUUCUGGUGA